GAUUUUAGUUUUGUAAAUAAAUUCAAUGUCUUACAAACAUUCAACGAGUGCAUUACAAAGCACUCAACAAUAAAAGUGUGUAAAAAAAUACGCUUCAAUACAAGAGUAGAGUUAAAGUAGAAGCCGAAGAUUAGAUGUAAAGUAGUGAACAGUCGCUGUUUAAAAUUAAAACUAAACUUAAUUAUAAUUUUAUAUAAAUGAACUGGAUUAAUAAUAAAUGAAUUCAAAAUAAAAACUGUCGGUGUUUGUGUUUCAUUAAAAACAAAGGCAAAGCCAAAAAGACACCACAUAAAUAUAAUAUAAACAUAAAUCAUAUUAUCGACGUAGAUCUGUAUCGGCCCACAAUUGGUCAUAGCUUAUAUAUAAGGUCCACUUAAAAAAUGACUUUAAAUUGAUAAAUAAAGCUAUCGAGAUAAAAUUCGGUAUAAAUAUGUUUUGUGACAACGUCUGUCGGGCCAGCUAGUUUUUUAUAGAUUCAAUAAGAAAUUUUAUGUUAUUAUAAACGAAGAGAAUGAGAGAAAUCGAUAACAAGCAAAAAUCAACAGCUCUAUAUAAAAUAAUUAAAAAAAAUAAUAAGAAACAGUGUAAAAAUAGAAAAAAGACUAUUAAAACACUUAAAAACAUUAAUAUAUUGGUGAACAUAAAGUUUUUCUAAAAUACAAAUUUAUUGAGAAAUAAUCUUAAAAAUAACCCAAAAUGACUGACUGCAGUGCGUGCAAGUCAGUAAUUAGGGGAGAGACGGGAAUAAGAUGCAAUGGUGUUUGAGAUAAAAUAUAUAAUUGUACAAAAAAAUGCUCUGGUGUAGACCAAUAUUCGAUCGGAGUUCUAGAAUCAAGUAAUUUUGUUAGAUUUAUUUGCGAGGAUUGUUUGCAAUAUAUAAGAAAUGUGGAUCUCGUGCUGUGAUAAAUACAAGAUGGGGUACGAAUAAAUAAACAAAACCUAAAGGAAUAUAAAAGGGAAUUUGAAUCAUCAUUAAAGCGCAACGAAAAUGAAAUAAAGCAAUUAUUAGUGGCAAUUGAGAAAAGAUAUGAAGAAAGACUUAAAAUUAUUGAUAACACUCAAAAAGCUUGUGAAAAAAAUGUACAAGAAAUUAAAAAAACUUUAUGGAGCAUUAAAAGACAAUGAAAACAAUAAUAAAGAAAUAUGUAAUACCAUAGAACAAACAAAUACAAAGAUGUGCAAUGAAAUAAAAAAAGUAAUAAAACAAACAAACGAAAAACAAAGCAAAAUGUCAUAUGCAGAGACAAUAAAAAAAACAGUGAUACCAGAUCAAAAUAAACAAGUGCCUCUAAUUAAACCUAAAGAAAGACAGGAUGUUGAAAAAACAAAAGAAGAAUUAAAUAAAAAGGUUGACCCAGUGAAGUGAAACAUAACAAAAAUAGAAAACAGAAAAAAUGGGAGAGUAAUAAUACAAAGCGAAAAUAAUGAAGAAAGAGAAAAAAUAAAAAAUGCAAUUCAAACUAAACUAAAUGAAAAUUAUGAUAUUAAGGUGCCCAGUCCAAGAAAUUUAAUAAUAAAAAUAACGGACAUAAGUUUUGACUAUACGGAUGAUUAAAUAAUAGAAAAAAUUAAGAAACAAAAUCCUAUAAUAAAUGGUGAAUUAAAAUUAAUACAGAAAUACAAAUAUAAAAUUAAUGAUAAAAGAUAAAAGUAAUCGUGGACAAUGAUACGUAUUAUAAACUAAUAUCGGAGCAGAAAAUAAAUAUAGGUUGGGAAAGAUGUAGAGUAUUCGAUGGAACAGAUAUAAUACAAUGCAUGAAAUGUAGAGGAUAUAAUCAUAAAGCCAGAGAAUGUAAAAUUCAAGAAUAUUGCUUAAAAUGCCAUGGUUGCCAUAAAACAAAAGAAUGUGACAACGAACAAAUAAAUAAAUAUAUUAAUUGUAUUAGAGUGAAUAACAGAUUAAAUAUGGGGUUAGAUGACAAUCAUCAAACGAAUAAUAAAGAGUGUCCGGUAUACCAAAAUUAAUUUAUUUUAAAAAAGAAUGGAGAAUAAAUAAAAUGAUGGAAAAAAACGAAGACUCUAAAUAUUGGAUACUCUUAUGCAAAGCUGAACUCCACAAUACAAAUAUUGUUAUUGGUGCGGUAUAUGGAUCACCUAGUUGUAGCGAGGCGGAAUUUUGUAUAAUUUUCAACGAUAUACUCGAUAUUAACUGUGAUAUUAUAAUUAGUGGAGAUUUUAAUAUUGACUGGUCACAGAACAAUUUUUACAAAAACAAGAUAGAGAACAUAAUAAAUGAUAAUGGUCUGAAUCAAAUAGUAAAUAAAUAUACUCGUGUAACAAAUAGAUCCAAUACUUUGAUAGACUAUGUCCUAACAAAUAGUGAUAAUGUGUCUAUAGAAAACAGUGCUAAUAAUAAUAUAGCGGACCACGAAACAUUAAUUGUUAAUAUAAAAACCAAAUAUGACAAAGAAACACAUAACGAAACCAAAGAAAUAUUUAAUUAUAAGAAAAACUUAUUUUAUAGUUAUUUAAGUGAAAUAAUAGCUACAAAUCUGUGUGAUGACAUAAAUGAAACAGCAUCGAAUUUAGAUAAAUGUUUUGAGGAAACAGUGAACAAAUUCACGUAUAGAAAAACAAUAACACAACGAAGUAACAUUAAUAAUUGGUUUAAUUCAGAACUAAAAAGAUUAAAAAUAGGUAAAAUAAGAAAACAUGAAUUAGCCAAAUUUCAAAAUACGAAUGAAGCGUGGUCAAUCUAUAUAUCGAGUAGAAACUUAUACAAAACGAAAGUACAAAGUGAAAAGAAGAAAUACAUCAAUAACAAAAUAACUAAUGCGAAAGAUCAAAAACAAAUGUCUAACCAAUUAAAAAACUUAGUGCUUAGAAAAAACCAAACUGUGAUAAAAUCUGUGAUAUUUAAUCAAAUAGAAUAUAAGGAAAAUAAACAAAUAGCUGACGAAUUUAACAAAUACUUUAUAAAUAGUAUAAGAGAGAUAAGAGAUUCCAUUGAAAUUGUGCAAUAUUCAAAUAGUAUACAACCAGUAAUAACUAAUUUUAAAUUCCGUGCAAUAAAUAAUAUAGAACUAAAACAUAUAAUAAGUAAAAUUAAUAAAAAAACAAGAUUUUAACAAAAUAUCAAAUAAAAUCAUUCUAGACAAUUGGAGCUUAGUGGGUGACAUUUUAGUCAAUAUAAUUAAUAAAUCGCUGGAAAAUGGAGAAUUUCCAACAAAUUGGAAAGAAGCCAUAAUAACACAACCAUAACAAUAGAAAAAUUAAAAAACACGAAGAACUGUGAAGAAUUUAGACCGAUAAACUCAUUAAAAGCAUGUGAAAAAAUUCUUGAAAAAGUAGUAAAAGAACAACUCGAAAUAUAUCUAGAGGAAAAUUCAAUUUUAUCUAAAUAUCAAUCGGGAUUUCGAAAUAAAUAUUCGUGUGAAACUACAGUGGACUGCGUAGUAAACAGAUGGAACAAUAAAAAGAAAAAUAAUAAAAUAAUGGCAAUAUUUCUGGACUUUAAGAGAGCAUUCGAAACAAUAGACCGCAAAAUAUUAUUAAAAAUGAUGUACAUGUACGGAAUUCAAAGUAAUGAACUAAAAUGGUUUAAUUCGUAUUUAACUAAUAGAAUUCAAUACACUAAAAUUAACAAUAUAAAAUCUAAUUCAAUGACAAAUGAUUACGGUGUUCCACAGGGAUCAAUCCUGAGUGCACUGUUAUUCAUUAUAUAUAUAAAUGAUAUGCCAAAUGUUUUGAAAAAAAGUGAAAUUAUUUUAUAUGCGGACGAUACAUUAAUAUUUGCUGAGGACGAGAAUGAUAACACAUGUAAAUAUAAUUUAGAGCACGAUAUGAAAAAUAUCAAUAACUGGUUGAAAAUUAAUAAACUAAAAUUAAAUGAAAAUAAAACUAAAAUAAUGGAAAUUAACAUUACAAACAGUGCAAUAUUUACAAUAAACAAUAACAUAAUAGAAAAAGUAAAUCAAAAGUAAAUCAAAUCAAACUAAGCUUUAAAGAUCACAUAGAUUAUAUAUGCAAAAAAUUGCCAAAAAAAAAUCGGUGAUUGAUUUUUGUUUUCUAACUACUUUAAUUUCCUGCUAUUUCCUUAACUUAAUUUUGUUUGUUAGAUCCAAAUUCAAUCUAAAAGAUAAAAUUAAACUCUUUUUAGGAAAAAAACUGAACUUGAGAAUCGACAACUGAGUCUCAUGCUGAUAAUUUGAAACCCCUGAAAUAAUUGUGCCAUGUUGGGAUAUCUUGGUCCCCCUCGAAAUAAUUUAUUUUGUUGUAAAAUUGUAUUAAUUCAAUAUAUCCGGUUUAAACUUUAUUCAAGUUAAAGUUAUCAUUAAAUUCACAUCUAACGGAUUUAGGUUUUUUAGAUUAUAGUUUAUGUCAUUUUGUUCGAUAGGUAAGAUAUGCAGAAUAGGAACUCCUUAACGACUCUAAACGGCUCCAAUUUUUUUUAUUUUUUUCCAUUGAUAGUACUUUUAAUACGGAAUCUAACGAUACUAAUUUUUUGGUUUGCUCGGAAAUGGCUUGCUCGAUUGUAAAAAAAUAACAUGAUAUGAAAGGUCGUGGAAGGGCCUUUCAGAUGAUGUGCAAUAUUAUAUGAAUUAUUAUAUGAAUUAUUAUAUGAAUUAUUGAGUGCCAAAAGCUAAAAAAGGGUUUUGAAACAUGACAUUUUUUGUAAAAGUGCUCAUAACUCGAAAAGUGGCCGAUAUAAGCACAUAUACAUUGCCCAAGUAUUAUAUAGAAAACAUAAUGCGGAAGAUAUUCUACAUUAUAUUAUAAAUCAUUAAAUGUCUGUAACUCCUAAACCAAAUGAGAGCAAGAAAAAAUGUUUACAUUAAACAAUUUUAAAUUAUGUUUGCUACACCUGGUUAAAAUAUUAUGAAAAUCUCAGCUGUUUAGAGACGGUAAGUUAUGCCUCCAAAACAUUGAAAACUCGUUUUUUAGAAAAAAAUUCGUGUGACAAUAUCGUGAAGUUUUUCAUGUAACAUGACUUUUAAUAGCCACGAGUUGAUGGCAUAUAUGUGAAAAGCGCUUAUAUCAAAAAUGGACUAUAAAGUAAUCUUUUUAUAUGAAACUGAAAGACAGAGACAUUUAAAUCUAAUGAAUUUGACAAUAUAACUAAUGUGACUUUAACAGUGAUGACUAUAAACGAAAACUACUGUGUAUCAACAAUGACAUCAAUUAAUGUUUAUAAUACAAUAGUAAAACCUCAUUUCGAAUACGGUUCCACAAUCAUAUAUAUAUGCUGUAAAACAACACAAUUAGAAAGAUUACAAAAAUUACAAAACAAGGCUAUGAGAAUAAUACUUAAAUGUAACAGAUAUACAUCAAUACAACUAAUGCUAAAUAUACUAAACUGGAUGAAUAUCAAGCAAAGACUAGAGUUGAAUACAAUACUAUUUAUACAAAAAAUGAAGAGCGGAAAAGCACCAGGAUAUCUAUGCGAACAAUUAAAUUAUGUAGGUGAUAUACAACCAUAUAGACUGAGAAAUGCAAAUGACUUCAGACUACGGUCAGCACAUAACACAACUGCGCAGCUAUCGUUAUUCUAUAAAGCACUUAAACUAUAUAACUCCAUGCCAACGUAUAUAAAAAAAUGAAGAAAUGAAUAUGUAUUUAGAAAAG
Messenger RNA from Lucilia sericata (common green bottle fly), 5565 nucleotides. Its product is annotated as serine protease/ABC transporter B family protein tagA-like. The transcript is spliced from 2 exons. The coding region runs from base 1998 to 3068 and encodes 356 amino acids. The record is from RefSeq and is a predicted model, not a curated record. NCBI's taxonomy places the organism in Eukaryota, Metazoa, Arthropoda, Insecta, Diptera, Calliphoridae.